GGCUGCCGUGGAUCGCACGAUGCUGGACGAGGCAAUCGAGUUUCCUCUUGGCCCACUGAGUAAUCUACGAGGAGAAAAUUAUAACUAAAAUAGUACAGCACAACUGGGAGCUGCGCGUGCCUAUAUAGACCCUAUAUAUACGGUCUCUUGUUGUGUGUGUGUGAUCCAACAAGUGUGUAAAUCUCAGCAUAGGCAACUAUUAAGUGUUUAGCUAACUCAAUUCUCUUUCAAUUACCCACGGCCUGUUCCCAUCUGACGGGGAUUAAUUCCUUUGACGGCGACGCGACAGCAGCAGCGCGACACAAGCUAGUGUGGAUGAGCAUUUCCGACACGAUGUAGUAUAGUCUGGGGAGAGCGGAUCCCGGUGCAGUGUUUUUGCACGGCGCAGUGAAAUAGUGAUUAGGAGGGGAAAUUGCAUGCGGCGUCCCCGUUGGCCAUAUAUAACUCGGUAUAUUAUCAUCCUCUCGGUAAAAACAGCGAUCGUGUUUGCGGAUGAGCGGAUUUAUGGUGGAUCGAGCUGCAGGAGGAAGUGGAGUGAAAGGAUUUAUUGUCAUCUGAUGGCAGCGGAAGUGAUGAUACCGUGCAUGGAUGUCUGUCAUUUAUUGUUCUCUGCCAAUACGCUUAAUCUAUCCGGGAAUUCGGCAUUGAAUGUCCUGUGUUUUGCCGGGUUCAGCAUGAUCUUGCUGGGAUCUGUGCCGCGCACCAGUAGCCAGUCACAUUGUCGAGAAACCAUUGGCUGCUAUGAAUGCAAGAGCACGGCCGACCGGGACUGCCGUGACCCCUUCAACUCGUCACUCGGCCUGUUCCCCCUGGAACCGUGUAAGGGAUGCUGUAUAAAGAUCAUCCAGCACCGGUCCACAGGCAAGUACGAACAAGAAAGUAUUUGGCGCACCUGCACGGCCAAACUGGAUAUCAGCCACUCCCUGGUACACAGUGACGUGUGUAUGGAUGAAUCGAACGGCCGUGGCCAGUUGUGCAUAUGCAGUACGGACCGCUGCAACACGGCAUCCCCCUCCACAUUGCGCCACGAAUCUCCACUGAUCUAUUCUCUCUGUGCCUUGCUUUUCCCUACGUUGUUGCCUGUCAUACUGUUCCACCGGGCACCUUUAUGAAUUAUUCAUCCUGCUGCUUCUGUGCAGGAAGAUGAUUGUAAAGUAGAGAGUGUAUAUGUCCUUAUAACUCACUGUCUGACGUCAUAAUGGAACCUUGUGCCGCUCAAGAAAAUCCUUUUCAUUUUACCUCGGUUAUUCAAUAGCUGUACUCACCAGCCGCGAACUGUAUCUUGCUGCCGGCACUUGAUGAGUAAAAACCAAUAAUUGCGGUGACUGUCAAUGCAAAUAAAUGCAAAAGCCUUA
Molecule: messenger RNA, 1355 nt
Organism: Paramacrobiotus metropolitanus
Lineage: Eukaryota; Metazoa; Tardigrada; Eutardigrada; Parachela; Macrobiotidae
Product: protein quiver-like
Exons: 5
Coding region: 417-1112 (231 amino acids)
Biological process (GO): sleep; regulation of synaptic transmission, cholinergic; positive regulation of voltage-gated potassium channel activity
Source: RefSeq, a predicted model, not a curated record